UCGGAAGUCAAGCGGUGUUGCACAAAAGCAUAUAACAUUUUAAAUUGUGUUGGAUUAAAUUACAAAAUAAUAGUGCUAAAACAAAAUUUAAAUAAACAGGAAAACAUUUAUUUGCUGGAACCGAACGAAAACCAAAACGCCAAAUAUGAGUUCCACUUUUGAACAACAUUUGCUAGAGAUAUCCGCCGAACUUUACGCCCCAUCGGAUAAUUCUGAUUUCGCCGUCGUCCGUGAUUUUAUAAUAGAUAUAGUAAAGGAUAAUAAAUUGCUGACUUCAACAUGCAAGGUAGAACCGUUAGAGUUUGGCAGUCGUGCUUUGGGAAUCCACAAAUACGAAAGCGAUUACGACGUAAUGUUGGUGCUUGAAUUUCCGUAUUUCGAAGAUAUAUUUGUGCGGACAGAUCAACAUCGGCCGGGGAUGGUGCACUUGGACUUCAAAGAUUUGCCCUUUAACACUUUAACAGCGGACGCUCUGCUGGAUAACCGCUGUUAUCUCAAGCGUGAAGGGGUGCAAACUUGGAUGCAGGGCAUCCUGAUGAAUGUCGUGGGUCGCCAGGUGAGAGGCAAGUCAUGGGAAUAUUACCGACUACGUUACCACCGCGGACCCAAUUGUCACACUAUCAUCGCGGAAUCAGAAACUCGCGUGUUCUCUAUUGACUUUGUGCCGGCCAUAAAGAUCCAUUUCGAUGAUUCCGACUGGCAGGCCAUUCCAAAGUGGGCGGCAGGUCCGAAGCGCUCAGACGGUAACACCUUUUUAGUGAGCGCCAUUGAAGACGAAAUAUAUCGCUUUGAACUGGGUGGUUCGGUUAUCAGAAACGCCGUAGUGUUACUGAAGGCGCUAUGCGAGGCCAAGAACCUCCCCAAGAUUCGUAACUACCAUUUGGUUUCCACGGCCAUCCGUCUUAUCGAGAGAGAUGAUUUCGAUGAUUCUUCGUUGGAAUAUGUCUUUUUGGAUCUUCUCUACGAUCUGAUCGAUGCCCUGGAGGAUAAUGACCUUUCGUACAUCAGCUAUGGUGAUCUGAAUCUGCUUACAAACUUUAAACCACACCAGGUCCUUGAAUACGUAUCUGUUUUGGACAGUGUGUAUAGCACCCUCAAAACUUAUCCGUACCAAUACAACCUUUCCUAUGAGCGAUGCAGCUGGCACUUUUUUGGAAACGAUGAAGAUGACUACGACUACUAGGGUUUGUCAGCCUAUUUAUAAUUUGUUUCAAUAUUUUUGAUAAUUUUCUAUGCUCUUACAACUAUUUUUCUUUUCCGAAUAUGCACAAUUUUCUUUUAUAACUUAGAAUAAUGUAAGCUUGCCAAUAAUUGGUCAGAUUUAAUAAAAAUGUAUCACGCAAAAAAAAA
Molecule: messenger RNA, 1350 nt
Organism: Drosophila rhopaloa
Lineage: Eukaryota; Metazoa; Arthropoda; Insecta; Diptera; Drosophilidae
Exons: 4
Coding region: 146-1183 (345 amino acids)
Source: RefSeq, a predicted model, not a curated record